Molecule: messenger RNA, 348 nt
Organism: Oppiella nova
Lineage: Eukaryota; Metazoa; Arthropoda; Arachnida; Sarcoptiformes; Oppiidae
Source: the annotation of a GenBank genome assembly
AUGGCUGUGGUUGAUCCACGGUUACGCGUUUAUGGUAUUCAGAACCUGCGUGUGGUCGAUGCGUCAAUCAUGCCAAAAGUGGUGAAUGGCAAUACCAAUGCCCCUGCAAUUAUGAUUGCAGAGAAAGCGGUUGAGAUGAUUAAUCAGGACCAAGCCAGUGUGGCGUUUAUUGAAAAGAAAGACAAACUUGAUCUUCUAAAGAAGCAAGCAUAUGGCCUGUUUCUUCAAAGUUAUAGUGCCAAGAAAGUGCUUCGCGAAGAAUAUGCGGUGUUUGACCACCUUUUUCACAUGCACGAUCAAAGUAAUCAUUUAAUGCAUCACGAUACAUUGGGUGAGCACAGUUGUUGA